CGCUGAUAGAAAAAUACGCAAAACAUAAACAGUGCGAGUUUAGAAAAGUUUGUAUUCUACUAGUUAAAACACUGAAGAUAUAAAACAAAUCAACAUCCACGCGACCAAUGAAGCUGAAUGAAAACCUCAAAAUUAUCGGGACAAACGUUAUACUUGUACCCUACGAGAGCAAACAUGUGCCAAAAUAUCACCGCUGGAUGCAAGACGACGAACUACGGGAACUGACCGCAUCCGAACCGCUGUCGCUGGAGGAGGAAUACAACAUGCAAAAAAGCUGGCGAGAAGACGAGGACAAAUGCACCUUCCUCAUACUCGACCGGGAAAGUUUCGAACAAUCGGGCGACGAAAUAGAGGCCCUCAUCGGAGACACGAACAUAUUCCUGGGACACUCCGACAGCGACCAGUUGGUGGGUGAAAUUGAAAUCAUGAUCGCGGAACCCCCAGCCCGUCGGAAACGCUGCGGAUGGGAAGCGACACUGCUGAUGCUACUGUUUGGCGCGAAGCGACUAAAGUUGCAAGAAUUUCGGGCCAUUACGAAGGACACCAAUCGGCCGGCGAUGCAGAUGUUUGAGCGCAUGAAGUUUCACGAAAUCUCUCGCGCACCCGUUUUCCGGGAGGUCACCUUCGCCCGGCCAGUAGACGACGAAUGGAUGGCGUGGUUGGCGCGCGAACUGACCACGUGUUGUAUCGUUCCCUAUCACGAGCUUUGAGAGAGAGACGACAGUAAAAGAGAUGAUAAAGUUGACAGUUUGCUUGUUUGUUCAGUUUAUUUUUUGGCUACUUUUAGUGCAAUCGUAACCCCGCGUGCGCUUCGUAUUUGGCGUCUAACGCACGCCUGUACACACGAAACACACUCCUAAAUUAGCUAUUUUUGGCAGAUUUAUGUAGUAUUCAUUAGUUCCGUUUCUGGUGGUCUUUGUGACUCGUUUUCCUUCGACCUUCCUUCCGAAUUACAUACCGUACAGUUAGUUAGGCGCUCUAUUAGGCACCUAGAGCACACACUUCCGCCUAGUAGAGCUCCCCAUUUUUAUUUAACCUACCUGUAAUGGAAAAAUAUGCACGAACACGUACAAGAUUUGCACGCGUAUCACCGUUUGGGCAGUAUCCGUUUCAUUGUUGCAUUUCGCUCACGAUCACUCGCGAUCACGACCUCCUUUGCGCGGGGCGCUUGCGUGCGCCUAGUUUCUUCUGUUUUACUAUGUAUUGUUACAGUGAGCUUCGUUGCUCGAAUUCAGUUAACGUGCCCCCGCUGGGAGGUACGCAGAUUGUACAUAGUCAUAGGAACAACAAAUUGUGUUCGAUGCAUUAAUAUCGACGGCCUGCAUUGAGCAAAAAGAUAUCAGUAUAACUGUCCCGUGCGACCGUUGGUCGUUGGUCGGGUUACACGUUUUUUUAACUGUGUCCUUCUGCGAUAAGAAGCUUGGGCAAAUAGUUGCGCUAGAGCUUCCGUUGUUCAUUUUUGCCUAUCUAAGAUGCUUACAAUGGUUUUGAGUGAUUUUUCACACAUGUAACUACGCUUGGAUUAGAUGUCUUCAUCAUUUGUGUCCGUUCGUGCCCGUAACCCUUUGCUACGCUUGAUUCGAUUACAGCAUUCGUGUGUCAAUAAUCUGCACCACUUGGUUUGUACCAUUUGGUUCGAGAUACGUCAUUGAUUUUGUGCCUCAAAUUCGCAGCGGGUCCGGGCACGAAACAUAUAUUCGCGAUCGCGUGCAGAUAUUGUGUGAAUGUAAA
Molecule: messenger RNA, 1731 nt
Organism: Anopheles bellator
Lineage: Eukaryota; Metazoa; Arthropoda; Insecta; Diptera; Culicidae
Product: alpha/beta-tubulin-N-acetyltransferase 9
Exons: 4
Coding region: 108-710 (200 amino acids)
Biological process (GO): protein acetylation
Molecular function (GO): N-acetyltransferase activity
Source: RefSeq, a predicted model, not a curated record